This is a messenger RNA of Magallana angulata, 4763 nucleotides long. RefSeq lists its product as uncharacterized. The transcript has 6 exons. The coding region runs from base 1031 to 1858 and encodes 275 amino acids. The record is from RefSeq and is a predicted model, not a curated record. Gene Ontology annotation, molecular function: protein binding. NCBI's taxonomy places the organism in Eukaryota, Metazoa, Mollusca, Bivalvia, Ostreida, Ostreidae.
GUGAGAUGCCUGUGGUUUUACGUAGCUUAAUAUGGAGGGAAACAAGUUGAGUCGUCCUGUUUCUUUAGAUGGAGGAUCAUACACAUGUGUAUAUUUAUUGUUGAGGGACUGAAAUGUUUAAAUUGAUUUUUUUCCCCCUGUAUUAAGACGAUAGAAUUGUGACAGACUGAAGCGCUUGUCUUCGUGAUUGUAACUAAUGUGACGUGGAUUUUUUUAUGUGCGUCGAUUAAUUACAAAGCUUGAUGAAUGGAUGUUUAUAUUUACAUGUACAUUCUACAUUUAAAGGAGGAAUUUUAAAACGCAGGUACCAUAUCAAAUUAAAGCUUGUUUCUGAAUAUCCCAAAUACUUGAUGUGAACUCAAGCAUCUAUAAUGUACCGUAUAUCAAUUUUCUAGAUGCCGACGAAUUGUUAAAAGAAGUAUUGGUAUUUUUACUAGUUAUUCUGGAUAAAGUGGAUACACAAUAAGUCACAGUGAUUAAAGGGAAUACCAAACUCGGAGCAGUGUGAAAUCAAAUUGUGGACAGCACGCACGAUUAUGUUUUUUCUGCUAAUAUUGAACAUAAACAUUAAUGUGGGUCUUGUUUUAACCAUACAGGACGCGUCUCGGAUGUUUAAUUCUUUAUCUUUGGAAAUUUAAUUCUAUCUCGUUAAAAGUUCUAGUACCUGCAGGUUGACAAAGAUAAGAACAGGUAUAUGAAUUUGCUAGCAGUGUAUAUAGUAGUCCUCAGGUUGGGCAGAUAACCAUUUUACCUCUCGCGAUAUAGACUGGCACGAAGGGUAUAAAUACUUGGCCGUAGGAAAACAAGCAGUAAAUUGACUGUGUAAACCUACUGACAGCCUGUUGACAUAUUAAUUUCUGAACAUUUCAAACAGGACACAAUCAAUUACUGUUUGUCCGAGCUGGACGCCCUGUUUGGAUCUGGUUACUUCUUUGGAUUUCACUGAAGUCAUGUAGAGGGAACAGAAUACUGUGAACAUUAAAAGGAGUUAUUGUUUUAUUACGUGAGUGAACAGUUACCCACAGUAACCAUGAUUCAAGCUGGGAACCUUAACAUUGUGUCAAUCGGCGGAGGUCGUGUCAAGGGCAAGGUCAUUCGUGGUCGAUCACAGAGCACCAGUGCUGUGCCCCAGACAGAGGUGAAAGACAUGCAGAAGAGCGGGGGCAUGAAACCUCCAGAUCCCGUGACCCCGGACACUCCGAUUCCGGACUACGAGGAUGACAUGGAAGAGGUGAGGCUCCGCCCACAGCAGCGCCGGUUCUUUCGGCAAUUCAGCAACAUCAUCAGCAGCAUUGUUUCAAUAGAUGACAGCUACGAUCUCCCUGAACCAGAACCGGACUAUCAGGAUGACGACGUGAUCGACGCGCCAACGGAAAAGGAAAACACCAUCGAUAUGUUGUCCCAUUCUCUGCAAGAAAAAGUGAUUUUACGUGAAAGGAAAUCCUCCAAUUCAGACCUAGACAAAAGACUUUCUGAUCCCGGGAAUGACGAGUUACUCAUAAAACCCAAGAAGCUGGCUAAUCCGUGUAUAGCGUCGCCCGCUAGGAUGGCAGUACACAAGGAGCUGCUACUGAAUUAUAAAUUGGGUAAAAAUGUCCUGGAAAAACCCGAGCUUAACAAAGUGUUCGAAAAAGUGAAAGAAAAGCACCGCGUUCAAGAAUGGGAGUCCCAAAAGAAACCAAAUAAGCGAACCAGUUUAGAAAUGAAACUGGAGCAGCAGGCUUCACGGCUGAAAGAGCAAGAAGAUUCAAUGAAACCAAUCAAAGAAAAGGCAGAGAAGGAGUCUGAACUCUCACGGAUACAAUCCAAAAUCCUCAGCAAGUCCGUCAACGGUACGGCCGGCAACAAGAAGGUCUAGCAGAAAUCCAGGUCACCCUCAUCUUCAUCCAUCAACUGAGAGAAUAUGAUGUCAACAUUUCUUUUUAUACAGAUAUAUGAAUAUAUUUUUUAUUGAUUAUUAUGCGAUGUCAUUCAGUUAUGUCCAGGUGAAUGUAGCCUAACACUUGGUGGACAUAGCUAUUAGGGUAUUUGACUAUUUUUGGGAAACUGAAGAUAAAAUGUGGAACCGGCACUUGAACUUGUGUAUGAUGGGAUUAUUUUUACAGGAAAAUUGUAGUGCAUUCUAAUGAUAGACCUUGCCUGUUGUUUCCAGGUCAAAUAAUGAUGUGGGUCUUAGUCUUAUAUUUUGGUUCUCCCGCUUUACGUAUACAAUCUUAAUAUAAUCCUAGUCCCCUACGAUCCCUUAGAUUUUUUAAGAUCCCAUGGAAUUUAUUGACAAUCUUUGUUAAUUAUAACAAAUUCGUGUGAAUUUUUUUUGAGGAUCCCAAGGAUUUUCAAGUACAUGUAAUCAAUAGAAAGUCGGCAGUUUUAUAUAUCAACGUGACUGGUGUGAGCAAUAAUUUCACCUUUUAUGGGCUAGUCCAUGGAGUGAAGGCUUAGUUGUCAGAUCAGAUGUGCAUAAAACACAAGAUUUAUCUCGCACAAGAUGUUGUAAUGUGAGCAGGCUUCCCUUGAUCUGUCUAUGACAUGUAUUAAACAUUUGCUUGUGUAUUGACGUAAAGAUGCGUUAUUUGCUCUGUGUGUGUUUUGGUAUAUAUGUGUAUUAGAGAGAAGAUUGUGUACUGAUGCAUACAUGACAUCAUUUUCAUCAUAUGGCUGUGUAUUUUAUAUAUUGAAAUGAGGCAUUACAGACCUAAAUCCCAAUGUUUGCCUCUUCGUAUGACUUAACAGUACUAUUAGCUAGAAUUUUUCUUGUUUUGUGUUGUACUCAUUUGAAGUAAAACACACCAUAUUGAUCCUUCUCUGUUUUUUGUUUAGAAUUUUUGCAAUUUCAAUCAAAAUUUGACGGACAUUCAAUAAGUAUUUACCAGCAGCAUAUGACACUGCUGUAAUACUUGCACUUUUUAAAAAAAAUUUGUUAUGUUUACGUUAGAUGUGAAAUUUUUUGGUCAGUUUUCUUUUUGAUACAGGGAAAUAUUCUACAUUUUACAGUAGUUGGUUCCCUCUUAUUGUUGUUAGAUUGAAUGAGUGUUCAGAGGCAUAUAAGAAUAUGAUAGGAUUAGCACAUUGUUUUGAUUUAAAUAAACACUUGUACUGGUAUAUGUAACAAACUGCAGUCAGUUAUGAAUACAUGUACUUAAUCUUUCAAUAAUUUAAAACAGCAAAUUCUUAUGCUUUAAAAAAUUGACCAAAACUAUUUUUGAAAACAAACUUAAGUGUUGGAAUUAUGAAAAUCCUAGUAAAGUGUUUUCCAAAAUUUAAAAGCUUAUAUGGUCAUCCUUAAAAAAUUGCUUGUUUGGAAUUGCCGCCUGGGGCUCCCUCCAGACUCGGGAUGGAGGAAGGGAACUUUUUUUUUUCUACGAACUUGGAAGUUUACAGAAACUAAUUAAAAAUUGGUAAAAAAUCAAAAUCUCCAUAUAUAAACAUUCUUUAUUUUUUGCUCACAAAAUCUAAUCAAUUGGGGGGGGGGGGGGGGUGUUUCAAUAAGGCGGGAGGCAAUUAAUUCCAAACAAUAAUUUUAUUUGGACCUAAAGUGAUAAGUCAAUAUUAAUAUACAUGUACAUGUAUUCUACAGAACUGCACAUUAUUUACACGUCUUCCCUUACACAAGAGAUGGUAUUAACUUUAUUCACCUGAACUAAAUAUAACCUAGCUAUAUACCCUCCAAGUUGGUCAAUCAAAACAAGAAUAAAUGAACUUUGGGAUUUUUGAAGGGGAAUGGGGGGAGGGGGGGUAAUAAUCAGUGCCAUUGUGUUCUUUAUCAGACAUUUGACUUAUCGACACAGUAUUUAGGUGCAGAAAGGGUCUGAACCACCAGAACCCUAAAUAAUUUUUAGGUACACCAAUCUUGGGGGCAUUAACUCCUCUCUUUAAACCUUUGUCCCCGGUAAAAGUAUACAUGCAUGAUAAUUAUGCUGAUCAAAAAUACUCUUUUUCCUGAUUAAAGUUCAUGUAGAGUUUUGUGCGCAGUGCUCAUUCAAAGCCCUGCUUCACUUCAUUGUAAGCCAGAUAGUUUACAAAUUGAAUCCAAAAAAGAUAUAAUACCUUUUUUCAUUUUCUAAAUAGGUGAGACAAUUAGAGAUUAUAAUUUUAAGGUCAUAAUAGGGCUAUAUUUAGACCAACACCUCAUGAAAUUGUGUCCAACUCUUUGAAAGCACAUUUAGCAAUUAUAUUUCUUGAUGAUUCCUCGACUCUAAGAAACUACAAUGACAAUAAACAAACCCCUCGAUUCAGAAUUUUAUUUUUGGUAUUAUUGCUUAAUUGAUAGAAUCCAAACACAUAUCACAUCAGUUGGUGCUAUCCUUACAUUAUAAAUGUAGAAAAAACUUGAUAGCAUAAUUGUAUUAUUUUUUCUUCGUUACCCCAGUUUCCUUUCAGAGAUCGCAGUAAGUGUACCGGUACUUAAAUUCAGCAUGGUUAUAUUCAAAAUGGACCAUUUGUGAUUAAAGAUCAAUAUUUGAAACUUUUGGGGCCAUAAAUUGAUUUUUGUCCAUUUAAUUACAGCUUUAACCAUGCAAAGUAGCUGUAAUAUGUGCAUGGGACCUGAUUACCGUGGUAACAAGUACACGUUCUAUUGGAGAGACUGAAAUAAUUGCAUUGCUGUCGUGUUCUUCUGCUUAGAGAGGGUUUAAUUCAUGUCCAAUUUGAAUAUUAUGUUUUAACUUGGAUAGAAUAGUAUUAAUUGUAUAGAACUACUUGAUGACCUCAUUUAAAAUUUUGUAUUAUGCUAUAUGAAUUAUUUAUUAAAUGUUACUCAAUUAAAA